Molecule: messenger RNA, 2928 nt
Organism: Symbiodinium sp. CCMP2592
Lineage: Eukaryota; Dinophyceae; Suessiales; Symbiodiniaceae
Source: the annotation of a GenBank genome assembly
AUGCAGCAAAACUGCGUGAAGCUCAAAAUGGCACGGGACCGCGACCCUGUAAGAGAUGUCUCGGGAGAUGUGGAGUUCUUCCGGCGAUUGGGUGAGGAUGAUGAAGACGACAAGGACAAAAAGAAGAAGGACGAGGGGCCGAAGGACGGUGGCUCCGUGAUUGUCGUGAUAGAAUGGACCGACCACCAGUGGGAGGACUUCGUAAAGCAGGCGAAGAAGGAUGGUGUGAAGGAGACCGACUUCCCGCGCCUGCGCAAAGAGAUCCCCUGCCACCAUGCCCCCAUCAAAGAGGUCGUACCGUUCCUGUACUUGAUGCACAAUCUGGAGUUGAUCAGGCGGAUGAUGCACACCUACACUGGUACCUUCCUGAUCAUGGUGUUCCUCGUCUUCGGCGUCGGCGGAGGCUACUUCUGGUACUGGUACACCGUGAUGCGCACGAGUCAGCGAAGGCUGAAAAUGCUUGAGCCGGGCACCUUGUCGAUCCUGGUUCUGGACUGCGGCCUUGUUGGCUUCACCAAGAGCGCCACGAAGAUGCUGGUGGAGCGUUGCGUCGUCACGUUCUUCUUCUGGAAGCCGUCGAGGUUGCAAAUCCAAGGCUUCGUGCUCUUUGGCAUCAUCGUGUACCCGCUCCUCUUCGUGGUCAUCACCUGCAGCAUGAUCUUCACCUAUACCGUGGGGGAGUGCACUUGGUGCAGCGCUCCACCCGAUGAGGAGGCGAAGACCGAAGCAGAGGUCGAUAACACCCCGAAGAGCAUGGCGACGGAUACCACCGCAGGGGAAGAUGACGAUGAGGAUGCAAAGAAUCAGAAGCACACUGUCAUGGUCUUCAAUGAGGACGUAGAACAGUGGAUCGACCCUGCGGCCAACGAGAUCAAGGUGACGUUGGAGCCUCCUAUUCCAAGCUGGAUUCCCGUGGCUGGCGAGAUAACGACUGGCCACGUCCGAUCGUGCAUCCCGGUCCUGCAACCCAAUGGCUCCGCCAUCAGCUUCAAGACGGAGGAUCAGGAGCAGGUAAAGGUCAAGGAGACGGUGAACAAGCAGCAGCUUGAGCAGGAAGCUCUAAAGCUGGAGAAGGAGCUGGAAGCGGAACUGAUGUCCAAGAAGCACGAGGCCAAGCAUGCCGCGAACAAGCAGAAGAAGCAGGAGGAGAAGGAACUUAUGGAGAAUAUCAAGAAAAGGAAGGAGAACCACCAGCGGGACCUAGAGGCGGCCAAGACGCAGCUGAAAACCCUCGGCAAGCAGUACUUUGCCGAUGAGCAGGAAUACCUGCUGCACAGCGACAACUGGUCCUCCAACUUUGAUGACCGCCUCUGGGUCAGAGACACCAAGAAGGAAGAUGAGGGCAAGGGCUUCUGGCUGGAGAGCAAGAACGGAUCUGAGAUGACGCUGGCAAAGCUCCAGUCACUGCCACCCCAGCAGCAGAAGGACCACUUCCCGCUGAAGAUCACGUGGAAGCUCUACAAACUGUCCAGCAUCACAGAGGAUAAGGAAGGGCCGUCGGGGAGACCCUCCUGGUUUCCUGAGGUCGAACCGAAGAAAGACGAUCUUGAUGAAGCUUUCCAGUAUAAUGUGGUCCGGAUUGGCGAGUUGCUCGAAGAUUGGGGAUCGCGAAAAGAUCGCGAGGACUCAGAGAAGCUGGACAAGGAGGAAGCCUUUGCCAUCAAAUCGUUUCUCGAGGGCAACAUCCGAAGAGAGAAGCGCCUUCUGAAGUACAACAUCAUGAAGGUUGCGGCGCACAAAGGCAGCCUCGUGCCGCAGGAGCCCUUCAGAAUGUUGGGUGCUCCCAAGUCGGAUACGAAGGAAGAGACCAUCGAAGAUCACAAGACCAAAUGGUGGUUCGACAGUGAAGAGGAGGAAGCCUGGGAGACUGACAUCGCACGGAAGGCGCAUCUCGAGUAUACCCCCGACUGGCAGACACAGCUGAAGCAGCUCCUCAAAGAUCGAAACAUAAGCGAGUCGUCGGAAGGGGAUGCCUACGUCGUGAAGAAUGCCCAAGACAAAGAAGUGAAGACGGCAAAUCUGGCAUCUGCGUCAGAAGACAAAAAAAGAGAGAACUUCCCACUGAGAAUCAAUUUCCAGCGCAUCAAGUUGGCGAAGAUGGCGCAGGAGAAGGGCGCCCAGACGGGUUCCGAUAAGCCGCCGCUCACAUUCUGGCUGGACCAGUUCAAGGAAAACCAGCACUACAUCGCUAACGCCAGCGGGCAACGCCUAGUCUACAUGGGCGACAGCACUUCCUUCUUCGGCUGGAUGAAGAUGGGCUUCGGUGCGCAGGCUGGUGAGUGUGAGUGGAUGGACGAGCCGGAGGAGGGCUGGGACGGGUUCGACAAGAUGUUAGACCAAGAAGGUGUGUCCGACGAGUCAGAGGGCCGGCUGGUCAGGCUCGGGAUCCACAACCCGUUAAUCAAGGAAUUUACCGGGGCCCACAUGGAGCUCGCUUGCUCUCUCUCUGGCGGCUGGAUGGCCUCCAUGGCGAGUCACUCCGCUGGCCACGCACCUUACGACCUCGCGGCGCGCGAUCGGCGCGGCGAGCCAGGACCCUCCGGCCUCAUCCGUUUCAGACCCACCGCUGUGGCACAGCGCGACCUCUCACUCCUCGACAGUUGCCUCAUGAACGGAGUCAAGGAUGGCAUCGAUGGACCUUGUUGGGCGCUGGGCGACGCUCCCCUCUGUACGCCCUCGAUGUUCGUCCUCAGGCGCAAGCAAUGCGCAGUCGGCACGGACUGGAAGCGUUUCGACCAGAGGGUGCACCCUGGGCCAGGCAAUGUGGUUGGCGGCCAGAUACAGCAGGCCCGACUCAGGCGGCGACCCAAUGGCGGGCCACUUACAAGCUACGCCAACCAGUUGGGGGUCUGGGUUGCUGGCCACCAUCCUGGAAGUCCUGAGAAAAUGGAUCUCAAAACCCGCCCCUCCGAAUUUGAGAAGGGUUAG